Messenger RNA from Aphidius gifuensis, 616 nucleotides. RefSeq names its product NADH dehydrogenase [ubiquinone] 1 alpha subcomplex assembly factor 2. Gene Ontology annotation, cellular component: membrane. Lineage: Eukaryota; Metazoa; Arthropoda; Insecta; Hymenoptera; Braconidae. The transcript has 2 exons. The record is from RefSeq and is a predicted model, not a curated record. Gene Ontology annotation, biological process: mitochondrial respiratory chain complex I assembly. Bases 107 to 523 code for a protein of 138 amino acids.
AAAAAAAUAUUGUUGUUGACAAGUUAUUAUUUAUAUUUAUUUUAUAUAACAACUGCGAAAUUAGUGUUGAAGCUUUUUUUUAUUUUUGAAUUUAAACAAAAAAAAAAUGAGCAAAGAACGAGGACUUGUUCGUCAGGUAUUAAAAACAUUUUUUGCCUCAUUGAUGCCUCGUACAGCAAGACGUAAAUUAGUUGGUGAAGAUUAUUAUGGUACAAAAUAUUAUCAAGAUCCAGAAGCAAGUGGUGUACGUGGUAGAUCAUUUGUACCAGUUAAUAAAGAUAAUUUUCAACAAGAAUUACCAGCUGAAUGGGAAGCAUGGUUGAGAUACAGACGUCAACAACCACCAACUGAUGAAGAAUGCAAAGCUAAUUACAAUGCAAUGAUUGAAAAAAAGAAAAAUGCUGCUGAAUUAGAUGCUAAAUAUGCUAUUGAAAAAGGAACAAGUAUUGAAAUGCCCAAAGAAAAGAGAGGCUUUGAAAGUUUUCCAACUUAUGAUGAGUAUAAAAAUCAAGGACGAUGUUGAUGUUGAGGAGGAUGAGGAAGAGGAGGACGAACAAGAUGGUAUAAUAUGACUACGUUCAGCUACCUUAAUAUUACGACCACCAAUCAUAACACC